AGUUCUUAAGAGUCGAUGGUGGCCAUGAUAGUGUGAAAAAUGAUACAGUUGUGAAUAGGCUGAGUUGAUUUAUUCAUUGUUAUUAUUAGGCGAAGAAGAAAUGGCGUUAGUGCUUAAACAAUUGUACCAUGGAUACUUCUGGUUAUUUCGGGACAUGGCUGAUACCAGAACGGACAGUUUAUUCAUGGUGUCAAAUGUACUCGCACCAAUGACCGUCACUCUGUUGUACUUAUAUUUCGUUCAUAACUUAGGACCGAAGCUAAUGGAGAAUAGGAAACCUUGCGACGUAACAAACAUUAUGCGAGUGUAUAAUGUGGUACAAAUCGUUAUGAAUUCUUAUGUAGUGGUUUUGUCGGUGAAAGUGAUUAGUAACAUGGAUUGGAAUUGUGGUGCUAUAGAUUACUCUGUGAAUCCGGAGUCAAAUUUAAUUCUUCACGUUUGUUAUGUUUACUAUUUAUUGAAAAUCUUGGACUUGUUUGAUACAAUAUUCUUUGUGUUAAGGAAAAGUUACAGACAAAUCUCCUUUCUGCACUUAUAUCACCACACCAUAAUGAUAUGGUGUAUUUGGCUUGGGUGCAGAUUUGUGGCAGGAGGCACAGGAGUCUGGAUACCCGCAAUCAACAGUUUCGUCCAUGUCGUCAUGUACACUUAUUACCUUAUGGCUACGUUCGAUGAGAAGUGGAAGUCUAUCACGUAUAAGAAGCUGCUUACCAAAAUACAACUUACCCAAUUUAUGGCAAUCUUCUUAAUCUUUGGCAGACUACUGUUCAAGCCAGACUGCGCCUAUCCCAAAUGGGUUAGUUUCUUUCUUGUACCGCAACAGCUGUUUCUGUUGUUCUUGUUCGGAGACUUUUAUGUGAAAACGUAUUUAAGAAAAAAGAAAUAAAAAAGUACAAAUUGUACUCGUAUUGUAAAAGUAACUUAUAAAAUUAUUUAAAACUGAAAUUGUUUUACUGAAACAUUUAAUAUACAGGGUGAUUCAGAACUUAUUCAAA
This is a messenger RNA of Anoplophora glabripennis (Asian longhorned beetle), 995 nucleotides long. Its product is annotated as elongation of very long chain fatty acids protein AAEL008004-like. Gene Ontology annotation, biological process: fatty acid elongation, polyunsaturated fatty acid; sphingolipid biosynthetic process; fatty acid elongation, saturated fatty acid. Lineage: Eukaryota; Metazoa; Arthropoda; Insecta; Coleoptera; Cerambycidae. Gene Ontology annotation, cellular component: endoplasmic reticulum membrane. The record is from RefSeq and is a predicted model, not a curated record. The coding region runs from base 101 to 886 and encodes 261 amino acids. The transcript has 5 exons. Gene Ontology annotation, molecular function: fatty acid elongase activity.